This is a messenger RNA of Acanthosepion pharaonis, 765 nucleotides long. The record is from the annotation of a GenBank genome assembly. Lineage: Eukaryota; Metazoa; Mollusca; Cephalopoda; Sepiida; Sepiidae.
AUGGGCAAAGAAAAGACUGGAUUGAUAUACGGUGGAUCCGGACAAUAUUGUUCUUCCUCAUUCCUCUGCAAUCUAUCUAUCUAUCUAUCUAUCUAUCUAUCUAUCUUCUAUCUAUCUAUCUAUCUAUCUAUUCUUUCUUUCUUUCUUUCUUUCAACUUUCCUCUCAACACACACUUUCUUCUUUUUAACCUGGUUUCUUUUUUCAUUCAAUCGUCCUCUCAAUCUUUCUUUCUUUCAAUCCUCCUCUCAACAUUUUCUUUCUUCCUUCGUUUUAAUUUUUCUUUCUUUCUUUCUUUCUUUCUUUCUUUCUUUCUUUCUUUCUUUAUUUAUUUAUUUAUUUAUUUUCUGUCAUUUUUUUUCUUACAUUGUAUUAAUAUCUCUUUAUGUAUCUAUCUUCGCAUUCUUGAAAGAAUAAACUUCUUUUUUCUUUCCUUUCAUUCCUUGUUUCUUUCUUUCUAUUUUAAUUCAAAUUUCUUUCUUUCUUUCUUUUUUCUUUCUUUCUUUCUAUCUUUCUUUCUUUCUUUCUUUCUUUCUUUCUUUCUUUCUUUCUUCUGUUUUAUCUGUUCCUCUUCUUCUUCUUCUUCUUCUUCUUCUUCUUCUUUCUUUCUUUCUUUCUUUUCCUUCUUCUUCUUCUUCUUUUUUCUUUUUUUAUUUCCUUUUACUUAUUAUUUUUUCUUUCUUUCUUUAUUAAGAACAAAUUUGUUUUUCUUUCUAUCUAUCUAUCUAUCUAUCUAUCUAUCUAUCUAUCUUAAUUUCUUUAAAUGA